AUGGAGAUCCGGCCGGAUAGGUUUAAGGCCAUUGCAGCCAAGACCCUCGGGAAAAUAUACGGAGCUCUUGAGAAGAAGCAGGAAAAUGGCGAGACCAUCGAGCUGUCGGCGGAGGGCCGGCCAGAGAUGGUGGAGGAGAAGGAGAUGCCAGUGGUUGACUGCACGUGCUUCGGCCUGCCCAGGCGCUACAUCAUCGCCAUCCUCUCCGGGAUUGGCUUCUGCAUCUCCUUUGGAAUCCGGUGUAACUUGGGUGUGGCCAUCGUCAGCAUGGUGAACAGCCACAAGAUCUACAAAGACAACAAGGAGGUCAUAGUGGAACCUCAAUUUGACUGGGACCCAGAGACAGUGGGAAUGAUCCACGGCUCUUUCUUCUGGGGAUACAUCGUAACUCAGAUUCCAGGAGGAUUCAUUUGUCAAAAGUUUGCAGCAAACAGAGUGUUUGGCUUCGCCAUAGUAGCCACAUCAUGCCUGAACAUGCUCAUCCCCGCGGCCGCCCGGAUGCACUUUGGCUGCGUUAUCAUCGUCAGGAUAUUUCAAGGACUUGUAGAGGGUGUUUCAUAUCCUGCCUGUCACGGUAUUUGGGCAAAAUGGGCACCACCUCUCGAAAGAAGUCGCCUGGCCACAACAGCGUUUUGUGGUUCUUAUGCUGGUGCUGUGAUUGCCAUGCCGUUAGCUGGAAUCCUGGUCCAGUACUCAGGAUGGUCAUCGGUCUUCUACGUCUACGGAAGUUUUGGGAUCAUGUGGUACUUAUUCUGGACCCUGGUGUCUUAUGAAAGUCCAGCAGCACAUCCCACCAUCACUACCGAGGAGAGGACAUAUAUCGAGGAGAGCAUAGGAGAAACUGCCCAACACGCAGUUACGAAAUUCAACACCCCAUGGAGGGCCUUCUUCACAUCCAUGCCAGUGUACGCCAUCAUCGUGGCUAAUUUCUGCAGAAGCUGGACUUUCUACUUGCUUCUCAUCAGCCAGCCCGCGUACUUCGAGGAGGUGUUUGGGUUCGAGAUUAGCAAGGUUGGCAUGGUUUCUGCACUUCCCCAUCUGGUUAUGACCAUCAUCGUGCCCAUCGGUGGCCAGCUUGCUGACUAUUUGCGCUGCAACCAUAUCAUGACCACCACUAACGUCAGGAAACUUAUGAACUGCGGAGGGUUUGGGAUGGAGGCGACUCUGCUGCUGGUGGUGGGCUUCUCUCAUACUAAAGUUGUUGCCAUCACAUUCCUUGUCCUGGCUGUGGGUUUCUCUGGCUUUGCCAUUUCAGGUUUCAAUGUCAACCACCUGGACAUUGCACCACGAUAUGCCAGUAUCCUCAUGGGUAUUUCCAACGGUGUGGGCACCUUGUCUGGUAUGGUUUGCCCACUUAUAGUUGGUGCCAUGACAAAGCACAAGACUCGAGAGGAGUGGCAGGGCGUGUUCCUUAUUGCCUCACUUGUACAUUACGGAGGUGUUAUAUUCUAUGGACUCUUUGCAUCCGGAGAGCAGCAGGCUUGGGCCGAGCCGGAGCAGACGAGCGACGAGAAGUGUGGCAUCCUGGACGAGGAUGAGCUCGCCAACGAGACGGAGGAGCUGUAUCGCACAAGCGGCGGGGGGGGCUACGGAGCCAUGAACCAAGGUGCGGAUCCCAAUGGAGGCGGUGGCAUGGCAGGAGGAGGAGGAGGAGGCUGGGUCUCAGACUGGGACAAAACUGAGGAGUAUGUACAACCAGCCGGGGCCAAUAAUUACCUUUAUGGAGGAGAGGGGGACCGGGAGUUAACAUAA
Messenger RNA from Limanda limanda (common dab), 1752 nucleotides. RefSeq names its product vesicular glutamate transporter 1-like. Gene Ontology annotation, molecular function: L-glutamate transmembrane transporter activity; neurotransmitter transmembrane transporter activity. Gene Ontology annotation, biological process: neurotransmitter loading into synaptic vesicle; synaptic transmission, glutamatergic; transmembrane transport. The coding region runs from base 1 to 1752 and encodes 583 amino acids. NCBI's taxonomy places the organism in Eukaryota, Metazoa, Chordata, Actinopteri, Pleuronectiformes, Pleuronectidae. The record is from RefSeq and is a predicted model, not a curated record. The transcript has 13 exons. Gene Ontology annotation, cellular component: excitatory synapse; synaptic vesicle membrane.